AGCUCUGCUUUGCUGUGAGCUGUCUGGGUUGCCCACAGCCAUGCUGCUCUUUGGACUGACCAUCUAGCACUGUGGGGCUGGGUGACACACAGGGGAGCGAGCAAGGAGAUGAGACCAAUGUGGGGAUGGGGAGCAGCAAUGUGUGGUUGUGCACAGAGCUGAGCCUGUCCCUGAUAUGGGGCCAUGCUGUGUAUGGGGGCCAGCAGCCUGAGGUUUGACCCUGGGAUCCCAUUACAGGGAGGCCAACAGGCAGCACUGUGCCACCUAUCCCUGCCCUCUGACGCCUGAUGCUGGCUCCACACCCACUCCCUGGCAGGGUUCAGGCUUUAAAACUCGAACGGGUUCCUCUGCAUUCACAGCCCGGGUGCUGCCCUGUCCUCGCUCCUGCCUUUACGCAACCAGCUCGCAUGAAACGCGCAGCCACCUCCUUGCUGUUAUAUAGGCACCCCGCUCUCCAGCCCGGCUGGUGCUCAGCGCUGGGGACAGCAGUGGAGCGGAUGGAGAGGACCCUGCCCUGGGGCCCUGCAGAAGCUGGGAAGUGCCCGCGGUCUGCAGCUCAGGGAUGGCUGAGACCUCACCAAGCAAGGAAGGAGCCCCUGCUGAGUGCCCCGUCUGCUACGAGAAGUUCCACCCCCUGGAACACACACAUCGCCAGCUCAGCUGCGGGCACGCCUUCUGCCACGACUGCCUGGUGAAGUGCCUGCUCUCUGCCAAGCUGGACGGCCACAUCCAGAGCAGCAUCAUCUGCCCUGUGUGCCGCUACGUCACCUUCCUCAGCAAGAAGAAGGCGCUGUGGCCGUCCAACCCACGGACACUGGAAAUGCCCCUGUCACCGUCCUCCUUAUCCCAGCUGACCAAACUGGAGAGCAGCAACACCCUGGUGGUACCCAGUCACUUUGUGAUGCCGGUGCAGAGCUUGGAGAGGUGCAGCCCCACGGGUGCACAGGGAGAGUUGGCACGUGGAGCCCAUAUCUUCAUCAUCAGCAGGCAUGGGAUGCCACUGGUGGACACGGACUACUCCUCCCUGCGGAGAGAAAGCCAGGCAGAGACGCAGAGCACCAUGUCCUCCAGCUCGGCCCUGGGGCUGCAGUUCUGCCAGUCGCCCAUUGCUCUGGCAGUGCUGCUCAUCCUCACUGUGGCCCUGUUGGCAGCUGUGUUGCCCUGGCUGCUGCUGGUCAAGAGGGACUCACAGUGAGGACAGGAGAGACUGUGAUGGUGGAGGAAUGGUGCUGAUGCUGGGGCUGGCACCUUCCCAGAGAAAGCCUGGAUGCAGCUCCAGGGGAAGUUUUCCCAUCUGCCCAUGAAUCUGGGAUGUUCCUGAAGAUCUCUGGGUGCUCACAUGCUAGAGGUGUUGCCUCAUUUGGUUGAAAUGUGGCUGCUUGAGUCCUGUUAGAGGGAUCCUUCUGUGUUUUAGUGGUGUGGUGGAGCCAGAAGGACCCAGCUCACAGCCCUGCCCUCCCUCAGCCCUGCUCUCAGGUCCCCCAGAGGUGUCCAUGCUCCUGCUUAUCACCAUGUCCCUCCUGCCCUGGGCACCCAGGGACAGGCAGUGGGCAGGGAGUGAAGGCAUAGAUCUGGGCUGCAUCAGGGGUGGCUCUGGGGAUUCCAUCCUGUCCCCACAUCAGGGGGAGGUGUGGACGUCUGAGAGGUGUACGUGAGAUUGGGGUUCCCCCAUGCCCACUCCAAAAGAAGUCACAGUCACAGUGACUGUGGUGCUCAGGAAUGCACUUUGGUGCUUUCACAGGUCCCUGACACGCGGAGUAGGAGCAGGAUGUCCCUUGCUGUCAUUGUCAGGAUUGUGGCACGUAGCUCCUACAGUGAGAAUCCUUCUUGCUGGGCAUCAGGGGGCUGCAGUGCUUUGGGAUCACCCAGGACAUUUCAAGAGGACAAAUAAAAACUGCCCAGUGUUAGAAAUGCUGCUCAGCAGGAAAUUCCCAUGGCAGCCCUAUGGCCCAUCUCUGAGCAAAUGCAGGGCAUCGCUCAUCCACCCCUGGGCCUGUUUCAAUAGCUGUGUACCAGGUGUAAUGACACUGACCCCUGCAUUGGGAGACUGCUCAGGGAAAAGUACCUGAGACACUGCACUGGAAUGGAAAUCUUAUUUCAUAAGAAAUAAUUACCUGCCAAUAAUGCGUCCCUGCCUCCUCAUUUAAUAAUUGCCCUCAUUAUUAUUACUCUGGAUGUUGGGGAGGUACUGGAGGGUGCCAGGGAGCCAGCCCCUGGCAUAUAGGGCUGCUGAGGGGCAGGCAGGGCUGGGAGAGCCCACUUUUGACUGCUGGAG
Messenger RNA from Coturnix japonica (Japanese quail), 2275 nucleotides. It is a transcript of the gene RNF222, whose product is annotated as ring finger protein 222. The record is from RefSeq and is a predicted model, not a curated record. NCBI's taxonomy places the organism in Eukaryota, Metazoa, Chordata, Aves, Galliformes, Phasianidae.